AUGCGAUGCGCGAGCAAGGCCGCCGAGAGCGCGUCUGCACGUCUCUGUGCGGACGCCGAAGCAGAAACUACAGCAACUGAUAUCCCAUCGGUUGCUGAAUCGACUCAGCCUGUAUCACCUGGUGAUGCAGGCGCUGGUCAUGAAGACACUCGUGUCUUCACAGAGUACGAGCUCGGUGUCUCGUACUCUCCUGAUACGGAUGACGGAUCCGUAUCGACGGCAAUUGAAUCCAAGCCGCCUGCCAAGCGUGGCAUGGACGAUGCUUUGCGUCGCAGCAUCUUUGGUUCAUCUGAUGAGUCAGAUGAACCAUCGCCGAAGCGAAGGCGCUCGAGGUCGCGAGACUCGGGCGCUAAUAGUGGUGUCGUUUCUCCAAUGGACACCACUUCACAGCGAGGUGCCAGUACUUCUGUCGGCACGUCGCAGGAAGAGCGGGACCGCAAUGUGUUGCGUCUCGCUCCAGAAAAGAAGGCAUGGAUGCCUCCGAAAUCUGUCAUGGAUCACUUGUCGGCGACGACGAGUGAUCGUUAUCGAACACGAUUGUUCGAUUCGUCAAGGAUCCAUCACCUUGACCCCAGCGCGAAAGACUAUCGCGCUGAGCAUGAGUUCUUCAUCGAUGCUUUCUUCAGACAUCGAUGGUACAGUGGGGAAUCACAAACGUGA
Messenger RNA from Peronospora matthiolae, 660 nucleotides. The record is from the annotation of a GenBank genome assembly. Lineage: Eukaryota; Oomycota; Peronosporomycetes; Peronosporales; Peronosporaceae.